Molecule: messenger RNA, 1945 nt
Organism: Monopterus albus (swamp eel)
Lineage: Eukaryota; Metazoa; Chordata; Actinopteri; Synbranchiformes; Synbranchidae
Gene: cant1a
Product: calcium activated nucleotidase 1a
Exons: 5
Coding region: 261-1529 (422 amino acids)
Biological process (GO): proteoglycan biosynthetic process
Molecular function (GO): UDP phosphatase activity; GDP phosphatase activity; calcium ion binding
Source: RefSeq, a predicted model, not a curated record
GGACUUGAAGGCAACAUCUGACAGACGUUUCUAUCCGCGGGGGGCGGGGCGCAGGCAGUGCGCGAUGCUGUCGUCGUCAGCACAUACAGGAAGUACUAAUCGGUGGUCUGCUAAAGGCUAACGCAGGCAAAGGAGCUGAGGAAGGUAGUGGCACAAUAAUGAAGGGGAAUAUGUGAUAUCUGCAGAGUAGGAAGCGACGUGACAGGCUGUGGGUUCACAGAGGUACGAGGUCGCUUCUGAACGCCGCGAUUUGUGAUGGCAUGCUUGUUAACCUCUGCAAUGCUGGUCAGCCCGGGUCUCCGUCCUCCAUGCCUGCUUCCCCAGACUUCACUCGACUUGUGCAGAAUGAGCGUAUGAACGCUCUGCGUAUCUCUGUCGGAGGCCUCCCCAUGUUGGCUUCCAUGGCCAACACCACUGACCCUCGUUUCCGCCUUAAGUGGAGACUCAUUGUGGCUGCGGCCCUUGCCCUGUUCCUGGUCCUGGUGCUCUUCAUGCAUUUGUUCUCUGGCCUGCGCUCCCACCCAUACAGCUCAUACAGCUGGAAAGCCGGCCACAGUAACACCCAGCAGUCAGAUGCCCAGUACAAUGACACCUACCCUCUCAGUCUGCCUGAGCACACGCCGCAGGGCACCCGCUAUCGCAUUGGGGUCAUUGCAGACUUGGACACAAACUCUCGUAGUGAAAAGGAGCUGACGUGGUUCAGCUACAUGCAGCGGGGGUACCUGUUGGUGUCCCAGAGUGGUGACAAAGUGGCAGUUGAGUGGGAUGCCGACAAGGUGGUGCUGGAAGGCCACCUGGCAGAGAAAGGCCGGGGUAUGGAGCUGUCUGAACUGGUGGUGUUCAACGGGAAGCUCUAUAGUGUCGAUGACAGAACAGGUGUAGUCUACCACAUCGAUGGUGGCAACGCGGUACCCUGGGUCAUCCUGCCUGAUGGCGACGGCAGUGUUGCCAAAGGGUUCAAAGCUGAGUGGCUGGCGGUGAAGGAUGAGCACCUGUACGUUGGCGGCCUGGGGAAGGAGUGGACCACCACUGAAGGCGAGUUUGUCAACAACAACCCGGAGUGGGUGAAAGUUGUGGGGUUCAGAGGGGAUGUACAGCAUGAGAACUGGGUUCCCAGGUACAAAGCUCUGAAGACUGCUGUGGGGAUCGAGCCUCCAGGUUAUCUCAUCCAUGAGUCUGCAGCGUGGAGCGACACCCUGCAGCGCUGGUUUUUCCUCCCUCGCCGUGCCAGCAAGGAGCGCUAUGAGGAGACGGCAGAUGAGCGUCGUGGCACCAACAUCGCCCUUAGCUGUUCACCAGAUUUCAAAAACAUAAUUUUAAGUCAAGUGGGUCCGCUUAUCUCCACUCACGGUUUCUCCUCCUUCAAGUUCGUCCCAAACACAGAUGACCAGAUUAUUCUGGCACUCAAGUCAGAGGAAGAUGCUGGAAAGAUCGCUACAUACAUUACAGCCUUCACACUUGAUGGACGCAUCCUUUUACCUGAAACCAAGAUUGGGGAUGUGAAAUAUGAGGGCUUGGAGUUCAUAUAGAUGGCUCGGGCUGAGGGAAUCGCUCUCCAGGCCGCUACACUGUGGUUCUAUUUUGUUUACAACGCAGUCACUGUUGAAGUUACUGUACUCUGCUUCCUCAUUGAAUUUGUAAAAGACAAUUUAAACCCUUAAAGGAUCACCAUCAGAACACGUAGAAAAACUGUGGGCUGAGAAUAUAUAGUGUGGAUCUGUUGUGGGUUCUGAGAAAGUGCCAGUCAGACCAAACAAUGCCAGCAUGCUGUGGGGCAUCAUCAUCUUCCUGGGACAAACGUGGCCAUCAAACAUACUGUUGUUUGUCUUAUAAUGAAUGUACAAGAGAUUUAUCAGGCUUUGAUUUUUUUUAAGUAUACAUUUUAAUGUGCACACACACAACAGGUAAAAGCCCACCCCAUUACUCCAUAUUAAACAUUGUGUGU